Benincasa hispida (wax gourd) is the source of this 873-nucleotide messenger RNA. The record is from RefSeq and is a predicted model, not a curated record. NCBI's taxonomy places the organism in Eukaryota, Viridiplantae, Streptophyta, Magnoliopsida, Cucurbitales, Cucurbitaceae.
AUGUUUAAGUCUCACUAUCACUUCCUUCCAUCUUCUUCAAUGAUUGAAGGGUUUGAAACUAAGUUUGAGUUACGUUUUCUCAACCAAAUUGCGUCCACCAUUUUUACCAACAAUGACAUAGAAGCGGAGAACGGCGAUGCAUUACAAGUUGCACUCAUUGAUGUCAAUAACUCCAAUGCCAUUGUCUCGAUAGGUCCUUUGUCGACGGCGCAAAUUGAGGUCGUCGUCCUCGACGGAGACCUGACCAAGUUCAUCAACCAGAGAAUUUUGUUUCAGAGGGAUGGAAAAAGACCACUAAUUGUGGGUAAUGAUUUGAAACUUCAUCUCAGAAAUGGAGUUGGGUUCAUCAAGAGUUUGAGCUUCACUGACAACUCGAGCUGGUUGAGAUCUAAGCAAUUUCGAUUAGGAGUAAGAAUUAAAGAUGAUAAAAUCCUAGAGAAUUACCCAAGAAUUGGAGAAGCUAUAUCUCAACCCUUUAGAGUAUUGGAUCAUCGAGGGGAAGGCAUUGAAACUGUUGACGAUUUCUUGAAAAUUUAUAAUGACAAAGGUCCUCCCUACUUGAAAAAGUUGUUAGGCAAGAAAGUCCCAAACAAGACAUGGAAAGCGAUGAUCAAUAAUGCUUUGGAAUGUGUCCCUCUUGUCAACUUUGAUCCAAGUUUUGAGAUUCAAAAUUUUGUUGGAAGUGAUGAACCAUUUGAAGGAAACAUAGAAGGCAUUCAACAAAGGAAUUUAAAUGAUCACCAUAAGUUUUCAGAAACAACACUCUUAGGCUUUGGUCAAGAAUGGGAGUGGCCAAUGCUUCACUUUGAAGAUCAAUCAUUGUUUCUACUUGAAGAAUUAGCUUCAACUUCAUCUAUUGACAACGAACUAUGA